This is a messenger RNA of Orbicella faveolata, 1695 nucleotides long. Its product is annotated as BTB/POZ domain-containing protein 6-like. The record is from RefSeq and is a predicted model, not a curated record. Lineage: Eukaryota; Metazoa; Cnidaria; Anthozoa; Scleractinia; Merulinidae.
UAAAUCUACAUCUUCAGAACAGUAAAGAAAAGCAGAUAAGGUCCGAAAACUGGGCCUGGUACUCCCUCGGUCAAAUGGGGUGAGGGGAAUAGGGAUAGAAAAUUGAGCCCGCGAUGUGGAGCAGUUAUACUCACGUGACGUUAGCGUGACACCGUCGUAAACGAAAGUUCCAUCUCGGAGAACGGUUUUAUCAAACUCAAACUUAACAGCUCAAGGAUGUCUCUCGAUGUGUCCAGUAAAGAUCUUUGGAGUGCGACUACUAGAAGUACAAUCAGAGAAAGAUGUCAAUUCAUGUUUAACAACGAGCUCUUGAGCGAUGUGAAAUUUGUCGUUCGAGACUCUGAAGGAGGAAGUGAAAGUAUGAAGAAGAUUCCAGCUCACAAGUUCUUGUUGGCGAUCAGUAGCCCAGUAUUUUAUGCCAUGUUUAACGGUGAACUGGCCGAGAAGAAAGACUCAAUCGCUAUCUCUGAUUGCGAUCAUAAAAGCUUGUUGGAGUUGUUUCGUUUCGUGUACAGCGAUGAAGUGAACUUGAACGCAGACAAUGUCAUGCAAGUGCUUUAUUUGGCCAAGAAAUACAUGCUUCCUUCCCUCGCUGACAAGUGCACAGAGUUCCUUGGAGAAAACUUGGAUGCGUCAAACGUGUUCCAUGUGUUGCCAGACGCACAGAAGUACGAAGAGAAAGAUCUGGAGGAUCAUUGUUGGGAAGUUAUCGAUAAACAGGCGGACGAAGCUGUGAAAUCGGACGGUUUCGUGACAAUUGAGAAAUUAGUGUUGGAGGCAUUAGUCGAGAGAGAUUCGUUGAAUAUCAAAGAAGUGGGAUUAUUCAAAGCUGUCGAUUGCUGGGCUACAAAGAAAUGUGAAAAGCAAGGCCUAGCAGCAGAAGGUUCUGUGAAAAGACGGAUCCUUGGAGAACGGAUGGUUAAAGCAAUUCGUUUCCCAGUGAUGGAACAGAAGGAAUUCGCCGAUGUCGUGCUUGACUCUGACAUACUCACAAAGAAAGAGUUAAGUGACAUGAUGAAGUACUUUAGUUCUUUACUGAUAUUUCCGGAGUGGUGUUCUGAGACCAUAAGACGUGGUCGUAAGCGAAUCAGCAGGUUUGGGUCAGGGGACAAAUUAAAACUGGGGUGGUAUUAUUGUGCCUCGGCUGUUCGAAAUUCAUUAGUUCUUUCGGUAGACAAAAACAUGCGAUUGCAUGCAGCACGCCUAUUUGGAAGCGAAAACAAUAAAUAUUCAGUAACACUUAAGGUAACUGACGCCAAUAGGGUUGCUCUAGCAACUAAAGCAGGUAAGUUUCUUUCUGAACUUAUGCAAAAUGAAGGAGAGGAGUAUCACGGCAUUGAUAUCGUGUUUAAGCCUCCAGCUGUUUUACAGGCGGGAAAGCAGUAUUUUUUGGAAGCUUCCAUUAAAGGUCCACCUUCCUGGUAUGGACAGGGUGGCUUGUCCCAUGUGGAACAUGCGCGCUGGAGUAACACUUUCCUUUGAAAACAAGGCUGGAGCAAUAGAAUUGAAAAAUACAACUGUUUCAAAUGGGCAAUUUUCUGAAUUUGAAUUCACGUUAUAUUAAGUGUAUGUCCUGUUAUGUGUGAGGUAUUGACUCAGAAUCGAAGGUCUGCUUUUUUUCCAAAGUCAGUAGUCGUAAGGUCUUAAAGAUUUAGUCCAAAACAGGCAUUUAAACCAUUGCAAAUUAACAGAUGA